Molecule: messenger RNA, 1215 nt
Organism: Scedosporium apiospermum
Lineage: Eukaryota; Fungi; Ascomycota; Sordariomycetes; Microascales; Microascaceae
Exons: 2
Coding region: 1-1215 (404 amino acids)
Biological process (GO): amino acid transmembrane transport
Cellular component (GO): membrane
Molecular function (GO): amino acid transmembrane transporter activity
Source: RefSeq, a predicted model, not a curated record
AUGGACAUCUCGCCCUCAUCGGAAAAAAACAGCUCCGGCGAUGACAAAGAUAACACUAAGAUAGAGCAGAGGGUGGAGUCAAUUGGCAUAGAAGAAGAGCUUCAUCACCCAUCUACCAAACGAAGGCUUACGGCACGCCAUGCCAUAUUUAUCGCUUGGGGUGGGACCGUCGGGACGGGCCUCUUCAUCACCACCGGCAAAACUCUAGCUAUCGGCGGCCCAGCGUUCCUCGUCGGUAGCUACGUGUUCGUAUCGAUCCUGGUAUAUUUUAUUCUCACUGGAAUCAUCGAGAUGGCGACAUUUCUUCCUGUCCGCGGAGGUUCCAUGAGCUGCUACGGCAGACGCUUCGUCUCCAACAGCGUCGGGUUUACAAUGGGCUGGCUUUACUUCUACUCUUUCGCCAUCUUGGUUCCGUUCGAACUUACCGCGUGUGCUAUUAUCAUCAACUUCUGGCAACCGGGCAUCAACAGCGCAGUCUGGAUCACCAUUCUACUGGUGUUGCUGGUUAUUCUCAAUGUUCUUCCGGUACGAUUCUACGGAGAAGCAGAAUUCUUCUUCACCGGAGUCAAACUGGCUACCAUCGUCGGGCUGCUAAUUCUUUCGUUUGUCCUGUUCUGGGGAGGAGGUCCCGAUCACAGGAGGCUUGGGUUUCAUUAUUGGAAGAGCCCUGGCGCGACAAAAACCUUGAUAUUAGAAGGUGACGCCGGAAGGCUGGUUGCGGCCAUUGCCACUGUGAUCAGCAGUAUCCUGCCGUUUACCUUUACGCCCGAGAUGGUGGUUGGAACGGCGGCCGAGAUCAAAUCACCGAGAACAAACGUUCCUAAAGUCGCAAGACAUUUCCUCUGGCGACUGAUCGUUUGUUUCGUUGGAAGCGUUGUUGGUAUUUCGGUCAUCUGUCCCUCCGACGCUGCGGCCCUCAUGAAUGGAUCAGACGCUGCGUCUUCUCCUUGGGUCGUGGGUAUUCGCCAAGCUGGGAUACACGGCCUGGAUAGUGUGAUCAACGCCGUGGCUCUCAUAGCGGCUUGGUCAACCGGCAACGCAUUCCUUUACCUCGCCAGCCGGUGUCUCCACUCGAUGGCGAUGGAAGGCAGCGCGCCUUCGAUUUUCAAAAGGUGUACUGCUAAGGGAGUGCCUAUCUACGCAGUCGGGGCCACGGCGCUUUUUGUCCUGGAUCUGUUGUUCGGUUACAUAUCUUCGCUUCCGGAGAGCCUGUAG